AUGCCUUUGGACUAUAGCAAGUGGGACAAUCUCGAGCUCUCGGACGACUCUGAUAUUGAAUGCCAUCCCAACGUCGACAAGAAAUCCAUGAUCAAGUGGAAGCGUGAAGCUAUUCAUCGUGAACGAGCUGAACGCAAGGCCCAGAUUAGCCAGCUUCAAGAGUUCAUUCCCAUGGAAGAAUGGGUGCUGCACCAUCUCAAUACGAUUCGCUCCAAAGAUACCUCUGCCGAAGAGACCCUCAAGGCUAUUCAACGUUGGCUCGAACUGGCUACUCAAGAAAACAAGCAUAUCGUUGCCGUGGCAGCUUCAACCAAACCAAACACACCACCAUUGACCCUGGGCGAAGCACUAGGAUCCAUCUUGAAAGAUAUCACACCCGACAAGGAAAAGGAACUCAAGGAGCGUUUGGAUUCUUUACAUGCCUCGGCUACUUCAGUGUUGGAGCGUUCAGAGAAGGAAUUGGAUCGUCUUCAAAAGGAGGAAGGCAAGAAGCUCACAAGUGAAAACAUGUUCCAUGAAACAUCCAAUCGCACGAUUCUCAAUUCAUCCAAGGAUCAACCCAAACCAUCAUCAUCCAAACCAAAAGCAAAGGAACAAGUCAUUGAAACAUUGAAUCCCGGUGUACAAAUGAAGGAUUUGUCUAUCCAUGAUAAGCAACAAGAUGAAGCGGAUGACGAGGAUGACGACAAGGACAUCGAGUUAUCCAAGGAGGCUGAAGCAUUCGCCAAGCUUAAGGGAUUUGAACCAAGCUACAAGCAUCUUAUGAGAUAUCCUGAGAUCAUCAACGAGACCAUGUCUGACCAGAUUUUGGCCGAAGCAUUUACCCAGCAACUCAAGGGCAAUGAAGAUUUCUCCCGCAAUUGUGUGAUUCAAGCCUUGACCUUGCAAUAUUGUGGACAGCUUGGAAGCAAUGGUUUGAAUGUUUUCUUUUCAAGAAUGAAUGGACCAAACCAACAAGCACGCAAAAUGUUCUUUGAUGACGUGGAUCGAACGUAUGGUCGUAUCAAGGUGCGAUGUGCUGAGAUUGCAGCUGAACAAAACGCUGGCGUGGAGACAAUUCAAUUGCAGGCUGCUGAAGAUGGCUCACCUUUAACGAUUCGGGUACCUGAUCCCAACAAGGAAGAGGAAAAGGAAGCAUACAAGGUGUUUGAAGCCAUGCCGCAAGCUUUCCAGGAUGCUCUCAAAACGGGUGAACUCGACAAUCUCAACAAGGUGUUGGAAAAGAUGUCCGUGGAGGAUGCUGAGACAUUGGUGCAAGUGUGCUCUGAAUAUGGAUUUUUGGAUGUGGGAGAGCAAGUCAUUGAUCAAACAAAAUGA
Molecule: messenger RNA, 1317 nt
Organism: Lichtheimia ornata
Lineage: Eukaryota; Fungi; Mucoromycota; Mucoromycetes; Mucorales; Lichtheimiaceae
Exons: 4
Coding region: 1-1317 (438 amino acids)
Biological process (GO): protein stabilization; protein folding
Cellular component (GO): cytoplasm
Molecular function (GO): protein kinase binding; heat shock protein binding; protein-folding chaperone binding
Source: RefSeq, a predicted model, not a curated record